AUGAGUGAUGUCAGCUUAUCUGAUCUCGAGACUUUAUUAAAAAGCACUCAAGGGAAAGUAGAAAAACUUGAAGAACAUAUAUCUGAUCUAUCCAAUAAAUUCCCUGUUGAUAUAAACUUUAGGAUUUCUCGAAUUAGAAAACUUAUUUCCCAAGCAGAGCAUAGAAAAUCAUUUUUAGACGAUUUCGAAGAACCUCCAGCACUCCCUGAAGUUAACGAUCAAGAAUAUAUCAAGACUUCUUUGGACAAAGUUUAUAACGAAUUAAUAACGAGUUUUCAAGAUAUAGAUAAAUACCAAACAAAAUGCAUAGAAAAGUUUGUUAGAGAACAUCCUGGUCCAUAUUAUAUUCCGAGACCUAAAAAGUCUAAUUUUCCAAUAGAAAGAUACAAAGAAUUAAAAUCACAGCUUCAAAUAGAGAAAGAAGAAGUGAAUAAGAGAAUUAGUCAACUAAAUGAAAAAUUAUCUCGUGUUGCGUCAAAUAAUGACUCGAAUUUUUCCGCAACUAUUAAGCAAAUGAACAAGGAUAUAGAUAAUCAAUCAAAUGAAAUGAGAGAGCUUAUGGAACUCCAAUCAACUCUUAAGUUAUCUCUUCUUGAUGCAAUUUCAAAGAUUGAAAGAACUAAUACAAACGAUAAGAUUGAUCCAAAUGAAGAUAAGCUGCGUAGAAUUAAUAUGGAGGCACUUGCUUCAUACAGAAAGCAAGAUGCAAAACUUGAUAUGACAUAUUCAACCUUAAAUACGGUUUCUCUAAGUAUAACAAACGAAAUAAAUGACAUUAACUCAAUUAUGAAAUCCAUUUCUAUACGUGAGGAAUCAAUUAAAUCUGUUUUAGAUACAUACUCCCCAAUUGUUGAAAAGGCAUCAAUAAAAUGCGGUCAGAUACAAAAUUCUAUAGAGGAAAGUACCACCAAUAUAGAAAAUAUCAAGAAAAAUAUGUCUCAAUCACAAACUAAUGAAAUGCUUGGCGAAUUAACUCAAAAAUGUCAAAAUUGUUCUGAUGAAAGCAAGGCAGCAAUAUCUGAGGCUAAAGAUAUUGUAAAGCAGACAGUUGAUGAGUUUGAUAAGAAUAAUUAUCCUAUUUAA
Molecule: messenger RNA, 1083 nt
Organism: Trichomonas vaginalis G3
Lineage: Eukaryota; Parabasalia; Trichomonadida; Trichomonadidae
Exons: 1
Coding region: 1-1083 (360 amino acids)
Source: RefSeq, a predicted model, not a curated record